This is a messenger RNA of Kazachstania africana CBS 2517, 918 nucleotides long. It is a transcript of the gene AAC1, whose product is annotated as ADP/ATP carrier protein AAC1. Gene Ontology annotation, biological process: mitochondrial ADP transmembrane transport; mitochondrial ATP transmembrane transport. The record is from RefSeq and is a predicted model, not a curated record. NCBI's taxonomy places the organism in Eukaryota, Fungi, Ascomycota, Saccharomycetes, Saccharomycetales, Saccharomycetaceae. Gene Ontology annotation, molecular function: ATP:ADP antiporter activity. The transcript has a single exon. Gene Ontology annotation, cellular component: mitochondrial inner membrane. Bases 1 to 918 code for a protein of 305 amino acids.
AUGUCUAAACCUAAAGAAAGUUUUGGGGUUGAUUUUAUAAUGGGUGGUGUUUCGGCAGCCGUAGCUAAGACCUGCGCCGCUCCCAUUGAAAGAGUAAAAUUGCUGAUGCAAAAUCAAGAUGAAAUGAUGAAGCAAGGUUCUUUGGAUGCUCGUUAUAAAGGAAUUGUAGACUGUUUUGAACGAACUGCCAAAAAUGAAGGUACAAUUUCAUUUUGGCGGGGGAAUACUGCUAAUGUAAUUAGGUAUUUUCCUACUCAGGCCCUAAAUUUUGCAUUUAAAGACAAAAUCAAAGCUAUGUUUGGUUUCCAAAGAGAAAGAGAUGGCUAUUCAAAAUGGUUCAUGGGUAACUUACUGUCUGGUGGUACCGCUGGUGCAAUAUCACUAGCUUUUGUAUAUUCACUGGAUUAUGCGAGGACGAGAUUAGCUGCUGAUGGAAAGAAUGCUGCGCGCAGCUCCCAUCAAAGACAAUUCAAUGGUCUUUUGGAUGUAUAUAAGAAAACACUCAAAAGUGACGGUAUUCUGGGUCUUUAUAGAGGAUUUGUUCCAAGUGUGGCUGGUAUUAUAGUCUACAGAGGUCUUUAUUUUGGACUUUAUGAUUCAUUCAAACCUGUAUUGUUGACAGGAAAACUAGAAAGAUCAUUUCUAGCAUCCUUUUUAUUGGGAUGGGUUGUUACUGUCGGUGCGUCUACCUGUUCAUAUCCAAUAGAUACAGUUAGAAGAAGAAUGAUGAUGACGUCAGGGCAACAAGUAAAAUAUAAUGGAUCUUUUGAUUGUUUUAAACAGAUAAUAUCCCACGAAGGUGUCACUUCUUUAUUUAAAGGUUGUGGAGCCAAUAUUUUCAGAGGCGUAGCUGCGGCAGGUGUUAUUUCUUUAUAUGAUCAAUUGCAGCUUUUGUUGUUUGGCAAGAAAUUUAAAUGA